Messenger RNA from Contarinia nasturtii (swede midge), 927 nucleotides. Its product is annotated as transmembrane protein 18-like. The record is from RefSeq and is a predicted model, not a curated record. The coding region runs from base 144 to 590 and encodes 148 amino acids. NCBI's taxonomy places the organism in Eukaryota, Metazoa, Arthropoda, Insecta, Diptera, Cecidomyiidae. The transcript is spliced from 4 exons.
UGAUUGCAAGUGAACAGACAUACUGUUUUUUUUUUUCGUCUGGAUUUGUGUGAUAUUUUCAAUCGAAUUGAUAAUUUAAAAGUUCAAUUUGGAAAAGAGACAUCAACCGUCAAUUUUGAAAGUAUUUUUUUAAUUGUCUUUAAAUGGACGAAGAUACUUUUAUCAACAGUUCGGAUAUAGUGGAUUUUGGGUCCUACUUAAAGACAAUUGAUUGGUAUGAUCCAUGGCUUAUCCUACUAUUGAUUUCACAUGUGGUGAUAAUUAGUAUAACAGCAAUGACACGAAAGCACUCAUUAUUCCAAAUGAUUAUCUUUUUCGUAAUGUUGCUUGCAGUGUUUAUGUCAGAGAAGAUAAAUGAAGCCGCAAAGCAUUCGCGGCUAUUUUCGCGUCAACAAAUCGAUAACGACGGGCUAUUCAUAUCAACGGUAUUCUCAAUGCCAAUACUACUCAACUGUAUGCUAAUGAUUGUUAGCUGGCUGUACACCGCAACCGAUGUCAUGUCGACAAUGCGAACUGCACAACUAAAAGCCAAAAAUAACAGAAAUUCCAUUAACAACAACAACAAAAUCGACCAUAAAAAGCAACAAUAAAUAUUUUUCGCCGCAUUUUGAUAUAUAUUACUAUUAUUGUAAUUAUUGUUUGCAAAUGUGAUUUUAGACUAUUUACAUUAAUUUAUCAUCAAUUAUGUGAAUGGUUGAAAGGUAUGGGAUGUAUAGAAUAUAAAUAAUGUAAAAUGCGAAAAUUGGAAAAUUAUAAUGGAAAAAAAUGUUGAUGUGAAAAUGCCAUUUUUUAAAUGGCAAACUCGAGUGAGACGAAUAGAAAUAAGUGUGAAACAAAAAUUAAUCGAAAAAUAAAUAAAUCGCACGAAAUUUAAGUGAUUGACGAAAUUGAAACUAACGUAAAAUAGAAUAAAAGUCUUUUGUCAUU